AUGCUGUUUCUGCGCGCUGACCCGCUGCUCGGCAUCGUCUACGUUUUCCUGGUGCUCGUGCUGGCCGUCGUUUUCCCGGAGCCAAUGUACGAUGGUCCCGAAAACAUCACCUAUUUCCAGGGCGAAGGCCUCUUCCGCGAGCUCACCACAAACAAGAAGAACACCUGGAUCAUCAUGUUCUACACUACAUGGUCGCCCGACUGCCGCCACGUCAACCCGAUCUUCGCCGAGCUGUCGCAGCGCUUCGAGCUGGCCAACCUCAAGUUCGGUAAGCUGGACAUCGGGCGAUGGGCCGCCGAAGGGGAGCGCUUCCGCGUCAACGCCCAUCCAACCAGCCGGCAGCUGCCCACGAUUUGCGUGUUUGAAGAUGGAAAAGAGAUCCGGAGAAGACCGCUCGUCAACGACAAGCACCGCGCAAUCCCCUUCGUCUUCAACGUGGACAACUGCGUGCUCGAGUUCGACCUGAUCAAUCUCUACAACAAGUGCAAAGACACCACCAAGGGCAAGCAACCGGCCGCCAAAAAGAACGAG
This is a messenger RNA of Mesorhabditis spiculigera, 531 nucleotides long. The record is from the annotation of a GenBank genome assembly. Lineage: Eukaryota; Metazoa; Nematoda; Chromadorea; Rhabditida; Rhabditidae.